Scleropages formosus (Asian bonytongue) is the source of this 2518-nucleotide messenger RNA. Its product is annotated as zona pellucida-like domain-containing protein 1. The transcript is spliced from 9 exons. The record is from RefSeq and is a predicted model, not a curated record. Bases 10 to 1278 code for a protein of 422 amino acids. Lineage: Eukaryota; Metazoa; Chordata; Actinopteri; Osteoglossiformes; Osteoglossidae.
UUGUGGACAAUGUGGCUGGCCUUGCUUGUGUUUCAGCUUGGCCUGGUCCUCCAUGGCGAUGCGCAGAAUAACUGCCUCUCACAUGUUACAUUCAGGGAGCCAGUGAACUCUGACAUUUCAGUGAAAUGUGGGACAAAGACAAUGGAGCUGAGCAUCCUGUUGUGUCCAGUGUACUAUGGAGGAUACAACGAAUCUCUGAUGUCUCUCAACGCACAAUACUUAAAGGCAGAGUGCCAUGGGAGAGCUGACUGGUCAGUCAAUCCACCCGUUUUAAAGUUCAGUUUCCCCAUAACUGAAGAAGGCAUUUCUGCCUGUUCAAACAGCAUGAAGAUCACGCAAGAAGUGGGCACCGGUCACUUCUCCGAUUAUUCCAGUGUUCAGUCUGUCAACAUUUCGGGAAUCAUCGUUUCUGUGGAUCCCAGCGCAGGCACUAUAACCUACCGCCAAGAGCUGAUGUACCUUUUCUCCUGUCGAUAUCCACUACAGUACCUGAUCAACAAUACAGAUUUGAGUGUGUCUGGGGUGAGCCUAGCAGUCAAGGACAAUAAUGGAAGUUUCAUUAGUACACUAAGCAUGCAGCUCUACGAGGAUGGAAACUAUUUAAAGCACCUGAAAAUACCUGAAGGGGGCCUGAAGCUGAAGACAAAGAUCUUCGUAGAAGUCAAGGCCACAAAUCUCACUGAGAGGUUCAACGUUCUGCUGGACCGAUGCUAUGCCACAACAAGCCCCUUCCCCAUUAACAGCACGUCUUACGAUCUUUUUGUAGGAUGUAAUCGAGAUGGGCAAACAAUGAUUAUAGCAAAUGGAGGAAAACAAGAAGCUCGUUUCUCCUUUGAGGCCUUCCGCUUUGUGGAGCACAAGAAUAUGACCGUGUCCGUCUUCUAUCUGCAUUGUGCCACGAGGCUCUGCGAGAAGGCCAUCUGCCCCUCCUUAUUGCCGAACUGUUCAGUGGUUGCGAGGACCAAACGAGAUGUUAAGUCCUCACAAGCAACCGGUGUAAGUGAUGUGGCCACAGUGAGCUCUGGUCCAAUCAUCACAAAAGUGGACAGCGGUAAGACAGCCUUGUCCACAGAUUCUUACAACAGAGAGAUCACGCAGAAGCCCUAUCGUGACACUCCUGUGGUCGGAGUGGCCAUCGCUGCCGGCGUAGUGGGCGUCAUCUGCGUCGCCAUGGUGGCGUUCUUGACCUUCCAGCUGCUUUCAAAUAGGCGUCAGGGCAAGGAGAAGGCGCUGUGGGGGGACAGCACAAAAGGAGCCAAGGGGGAGCUCAGCCAGUGACAUCCAAAGAUGGCACUCUGAGGAACACAUCACGGUCAUAUUCAUAGUUCAGCACAACAUGCAUUAUAUAUACCACUGCAUGAUAGGAAGCAUUUAUUAUUCUGCUUGAAGGCAUACAUUGUCUCAAAAGUACUGUCGGAACUAGAUGCUACGUACAUCUCUUCACCUGCACCCUAUAAUGGAAAACAAUUUAUUUUAAAUACUGUCCAAGAUUUCCAAGAUUAGCAGUAAUACAUUAGAGACUGCAACGUGCUUCUGUGGAUUGGGGCUUUACCGCUGUUAUUUUCAGUGCUGCCUUUGAAAUGGCAAAUACAAUAUACAGUAUGCUUCCAUUAAUAUCUUCAUUUUUAAGUGGUGUUUCAGAAUACACAUGGACAUGGGAUUUGUGGAAAAUAAAAUGUUUUAAUUUAAGGAACCAAAAAGAGAAACAUCCUAGUCAAUAGUUGUAUUCAUUCUGAUUUCAGCUGUGCAGCAGUCAACUGAUGUAGGAACGGUUAGAAACUAAAGCCUAGCUGCAAUUAUUUAAAAUGAGUUGUUUCUCUGGUUGCUAAGGCAACGCAACGGGUGUACGCAUUUUUCUUCUCUCUGCUUAACCUGCAACUUCGGUAUGGAGAACGCAAAAGCUAGUCACAUUAAGAAAAUUAGCACUCCCCCAACAUGCUUAAAAUUGUUGGGGGCUUUACUAAAAUGAGCACAUUCUGGGCCUCCAGGAUCAGAGAGGACCCAACCCUUCUCAAACGUUGCCCGAAUAGGGUUUUUUUUUUUUUUUUUUUUAAAAAAAUUGGCAAAUAUCAGAAAACCAUCUCAUUGCCAUUGCAGAAACCUAGUCCAUCGGGGUACAGAAAACAGGUUUUUCCUGGCCAUGUCAAUUGCGGAGCCACUUUAAAAAAAAAAAAUUCUUUAUUAACAUUUUCAUAACAAAUCGAUUGAUAACCUCUUUCCCAUCCCACAGUCAAACCGUAUUUCCAUUUUUAUUAUUUCCAGACUGCACUGAUGCAAAUUGCAGGAGCUCUGAAUUCCUUUCUGGCAGCAGCACAUGGAACAUGGGAGAAGGGAGACCAUCUUCCUAAGUCAGUGCACUCAGGCAGCGCCAAUACCAUUCUGGGAUUUGUACAGUGUACCACAGUCAACCCUAAACUGCACAUUCAGUUUCAAUAUGUACACAGCACUGCAGAAAAAGGAACAUACCAACUAUGUUUAGUCAUGCAAUACAUUCUGAACUGCAUUUAACAAAACAAAA